AAGCGCAAGGCACUAGCCACAAUCACUUUCGUUUCGAGUUCACAGAGACCGGUCGACUUUACUAAUUGUGCUCCUGAAAAAAAAAAGAAUAUUUUUCGGAAUAAUUUUUUCUGAUUUUCGUGCGUUGUUUUUUGUGAGAAAAAUAAGUUGCAUUUUGCUGCCAAUUCGACUUUACUGAUUGUGCUCCUGAAUAUCUUUCGGAAUAUUUUUUUCCGAUUUGAUUUUUUUUUGUGACAAAAAGAAAAGUUACAUUGUGGUGCCAAUUCGUAGCGGACACACAAAGUUGUCGUGAAUUGAGUUCGUUUUCGGUUUUUAUUUCGGUUUGAUCAAAGCAAAGAAAAUGGCAAACGAUUCGGAACUUAACGUUGACAGGGAGAAUGACAAGAAGAAGAACAACAAGAAGAAGGACGGAAUGUUGAAGCCGCAGGGCAAGAAGAACGAGAAGAUUGAGAAGAAGAUGAAGGAGAUCAAGGAGCAGAAGCCCCACUUCACCGAGAUGACUGUCAGCUGGAAUAACCUUCUGACUCCAGUGACACCCAGGACCAUGACCAAGAACACAAACUCCGAGAAUCCGAAAAAUUGUGAAGAAAAGAACGACGGUAAUGCUGAUGCCUCUGUCACCGCCAUGGACGAGGACCAAGAUGGCGCUGCUACUGACGGAGAUGGUGCUGGAGUUCCAGGUGCUGGUGCUGCUUCUGGUCGAGAUUGGGCUGCAGUUGCCGGUGAUGGUGCUGCUACUGGCGGAGAUGGUGCUCCAGUUGAUGGUGCCGCUACUGGCGGAGAUGGUGCUCCAAUUGCUGUUGCUGCCUUUGAUGGAGAUGGUGCUCCAAUUGCUGUUUAUGCCACUGGUGGAGAUGGUGCUCCAAUUGCUUUUGCCGCCACUGGCGGAGAUGAUACUCCAAUUGCUGUUGCUGCCACUGGUGGAGAUGGUGCUCCAAUUGAUGUUGCCGCUACUGGCGGAGAUGGUGCUCCAAUUGAUGUUGCCGCUACUGGCGGAGAUGUAGCUGCAGUUGCCGGAGCUGGUGCUGCUAUUGGUGGAGAUGUUGCUGCAGUUGCCGGUGGAGGUGCUGCUACUGCUACUGGUGAUGAUGAUGAACGUCCUUGCACCUCCGCUGCUGCCUUACGUAAUCAGAUGAAUGCACAAAUCUAUACGGAGACCUUGUCAUUCGUGCAACAGGAGGAUGGGUCGCACGAGGUGUACACCACUUGCGACCUGGUCACCGAUGAGGAACAGAUGGCGCCCAUGCGCGAGAUAAGCGUUUCCGAUGGCGAGCUCGUCAUCUUAGCCGGCGAUGACGGGGUGUACCACCGUCCCAAUGACGCCGUGAUCCUCGAGGCCGACGAUAAUCGUAUCUACGUGGUCGGUGCUAUGGAGGCUAAUGUUCGAUAUGUCCACGCCCAGGCCGUUCCAGAGGAGGAUAUCAUUGGCGAGGACCAGCCCACACCGACCAAGGAUUAGGGCGUGUGAACAGAGAGCGCCAAGGCCAAAUGUGCCAAAUAUAUAUCAUUAAUGUACAUUCCCAUUGAUUUAAUUAAAUAAAUAUGC
Messenger RNA from Drosophila mauritiana, 1546 nucleotides. Its product is annotated as circumsporozoite protein. The coding region runs from base 341 to 1459 and encodes 372 amino acids. NCBI's taxonomy places the organism in Eukaryota, Metazoa, Arthropoda, Insecta, Diptera, Drosophilidae. The transcript is spliced from 3 exons. The record is from RefSeq and is a predicted model, not a curated record.